Messenger RNA from Amaranthus tricolor (Joseph's coat), 3686 nucleotides. RefSeq names its product cytochrome b561 and DOMON domain-containing protein At3g61750. Bases 2192 to 3409 code for a protein of 405 amino acids. The record is from RefSeq and is a predicted model, not a curated record. NCBI's taxonomy places the organism in Eukaryota, Viridiplantae, Streptophyta, Magnoliopsida, Caryophyllales, Amaranthaceae. The transcript is spliced from 4 exons.
AAUUCAUAAACAAAAAACAUUAAAAUUGUAAUUCGUAAAAAAACAUAAAUUUUAAAAUUGUGAUUCACAAAUAAUUCAAUAUAUAGUACAUUACAAGUUACAUAUAUCAUAAUUCAUAACCCUAAAUUAUAUUUUAGUAUUAAUUAUCGAUGAGUUUUUGCGUUUUAAAUAAUUUGGCUGUGAAUAAUUGGAAAAUAGCUAAGCCUCAAAAUAUGGGCUUGUUCAAUAAUAAUAUUUUUUUAUUUUUUUAUUUUCAAAAUCAUAUGAUAUUUCUGAGAAAUAAGCUGAUAUAUUUUUAGACGUGUAAGUAGUAUUUAGACAACACUUGUACUAUAUGAGAUUACUUAUAUGCUAUUGAUGCUAUUAGUAAUAAGUUGAAAGUCAAAAGUCUCUUUCUGCAUAGAAAAAUACUGUAUAUUUAUAGUUGUUAGGUUAUAUUCUUUAGCCGGAUAUUUUGAGAUCAACUGACUAUCAAAGGUGCUCAUCUAAGUAAGAUGUUUGACUAUUUGUGAGUCCUUUUAAGUGUCAAUCUUAGAGUAUGAAGCCUUUGUGCACCUUGAGUAGAUUUGGUCGACUUGUUUUAUUAGACCACGCACCUACAAGUUCAAACGCAACCGUUACAAUUUGCUUCUUAGACCCUUGAAUAUAUAUCCAAUCGAGACUUUUCUCUUCUUCAAGGGGUCUUCUAAGGAUGGCAAUCAUGUAAAUUGUCUCUUGAUUUUCAUCACUUGUGGCUAGAGGAAGUUUUCUCCUCGGUAGAACCGUAGAAAUGUCCCAUAGUUAGUAGUGAGUACGCUUUCAUUCAAAUAUUCUUUCAAAUCUAUUUUUAUAUUAUUAUCUUAUACUUUUUCCGUUAUAUUAUACUUGUUAUAUUUGAUUUUUUACGCAAUCCAAUAUAUUAUUUUUAUCAUUAUAUUGAAUUAUACACAUUUUAAAAAAUUAUAAAAACUUAAUAUUAUGAAAGUGUACGAUUAGAGGAUUCAAACAAUUCUUACCCAUUAGCCGUAAUAUAUAAAAUAAAUUUGAACGAUAAAUAGUGUCAAAAAUAAAUUUGUACGAUAAACAGUGUUAAAAACUGUAAGUAUUUAAGAAGGGAGGAAGUAUGUAACUCAAUUUAAGAUAGUAAGACGUUUUAGGGUCGGAGAGAAGAUAAGGGGAUUCUACCCAAGUGUUUGUGUAGUAUUUACUCCAAUAUAACUACUUGCAACUUUUUUUAUAGAAGAGAUAUACUUUCAUAAUUCUAGGUGUUGUGUACAAGAGGUUUUCAAUGCUAACCGAUACAACUAGGAUCCUACAAUUUAAUAAUACCCUUGAUUAAUUCCAAUUAGAUCCCUAAUCCUGAUAACUAGAACUACAUCUACUUAUUUUUCAACCAAAAGCAUAUGUUAGUGGUUAAAGCUCGAAAUCACAUUAUAGAGUUUUUUUUCUCUUGCCCCUCCUAAAAAUAUAUACACAACACAAGUCAUUCUGUGACAUGGAUUUCUGAUACCAUAUAAAUACAAUAUAAUACUUGUUUGGAAAAAAAAUAUAUCAUUUAAGCUAUACGGCAUAUUACUUAACAAUAUUCAAAAAUUUUCAAAUGAGAUGGUCAUAUAGUGAAAUCAUUUCUAGAGGGCCAACCCAAUGUACACUCAAUAUAUUAAGGUAAUCACUAUAACUUUAAAGUGAUCAUUUACAGUUUUAGAGUGAUCACUCUUUAUAAUCAUAGAGUGAUCAAUUAUAACGUUAAACUAAUCACUUACAAUAUUAAAAUGGUCAAUUAGAGAAAUGAAGAAUGUAUAUAGACUUAUCUCAUGUUGAAAUAGUCUCAUACAACGCUUAUUGUUUGUAUUAGCUUUCCUUGAGAUAUUUUUAAGAAAAAAGAUGAGUAAAAUAUAUAUUAAUUAAAAAUAAAAAGAUACCAAGUACCAACAAUUGGUAGGGAAAAAAGAGAGGACAAUGUUGCAAUUGCAAGAAAAGCCGCGAAAUGAUGAUUAUACCAGCAACGACCAACCACCUUACUCUAACUUCAACAUCAUAACAGAAAUCCUGUUUUAGCUUCAAUUACAAGAGACUAAAACCUCUCAACCUUCUUAGUUCUUUAGCUUAUACAUCUUUAUCUUCAUCCAUCUUCAUUUCCUUUGUAAUCAUAUUGCCUAAUUUCUCGUAAACAUAACUUGGGACUUAAUUUUCUAUCACCAACCAUCAAAACAUGACUAAUUCGAGAUCUCGAAAUCUUGUAUCGACGAUUCCAAUUUUAUGGGUUUUAUUUGUAGUUACAAUAAUUCUAUUAGGGCAAAAGAAUGGCGUUCGAGUUUGUGGAGAAGAUAAGGGUGUUAGCGACCCGAAUGGAGGUGUUGAGGAAGGAAGAUCACAGUUUUGCAGCCUGGAUUUAGCAAGUUUUCUUCCCCCUCCUUAUGGGAACUUGUCUUAUAGCACUUGUCAUCCUGUUUGGGAAACUUUUGUUUUGAGGUAUUACCAGAGCAAAGAUCAUACAGUAACAAUCGUAUUAUCAGCACUAUACACAACAGGAUGGGUGGGCAUAGGCUUCUCGAAAGACGGGUUAAUGGUGGGCGGAAGCGCCAUGGUAGGGUGGAUAAGCAAAUCCGGUCAUGCAAAAAUCAAACAGUAUUACCUGAAAGGCCGCAAAUCUCACGAGGUUAUUCCCGAACAAGGGGAUCUUAAUCUAACAAACAUCCCCCCUGUUGUGGUACUUGAUGGGGCUAACCUUUACUUGGGUUUUCAGCUUCAGUUUAGUGCUCCUCUGCAACAGCAGCCCACUCUGCUAGCUUAUGGAAGCAAGAUUCCUCUCAAUCACAAACUCACUGUGCAUGACGAUAAAACCACUAUACAUAUCGAUUAUUUGAGAGGUUCGGCUGCAGUAAGUGAAACAGGAAGUUUUGAUAAGAUGAAAAGAAGCCAUGGACUGUUGGGUAUAUUUGGGUGGGGACUUAUUCUUCCUUGUGGGGCACUAAUUGCCAGAUUUCUGAAGCAUAAAGAACCUCUGUGGUAUUAUAUGCACACAGCUAUUCAGUUUGUAGGGUUUAUAAUCAUACUGGCAGGAGUAGUGGUUGGUCAAGCACUUUAUAAUCAUGUACAUGCAGAUGUUGCUGCUCACAGAGGCAUUGGAUAUUUUGCUCUCAGUCUCAGCAUUGUUCAGGUAAUGGCAUUCUUUGUAAGGCCGGGUAAGGAGUCGAAGAUACGCAGGCUUUGGGCAGCAUACCAUCGUUGGUUCGGAGUGAUUACGCUCUUCUUUGGAGCACUAAAUAUCAUGCUCGGAAUGCAAGUAGGGGGUGUUGAUUCUUCAUGGAAGAUAGGAUAUGGAUUUAUACUAGGUAGCGUUAUUGUUACAACAGUUAUUCUACAAGUUUUGUCUAUGCUAAGAAGUUCAGAGAAGCCAACUCAACCUUCUACUUACCAAAUGAGUUAACAUUCAUAAGAAUUUCUGCUAUGAGUAAUGAGAUAAUUCAUUUGUAUUAGAACUUCUAUGUAGCUAAUCACAAUUUUGAAAUUUUCAGCUAUUCUACUCAGUGAGAGGAUUGAUGGGUAGUCCAAAAAGGGGAGGGGGAGGGUGCAAAAUGUAAAUAUAUUUUUUCCUAUUGUGUGUGAAUUGUGAAAAAUGAAAAAUGACAAAAGAUUGACAAACUCCUGUAAUCUCAAGGGUUUUUUUCCAAAAUACCUCUAAUUAGUAAUCAAAAUCCCAUAAA